Messenger RNA from Theobroma cacao (cacao), 2532 nucleotides. The record is from RefSeq and is a predicted model, not a curated record. Lineage: Eukaryota; Viridiplantae; Streptophyta; Magnoliopsida; Malvales; Malvaceae.
AUGGUUUCCUUUCCCUCUCCCUUUCGUAUCCUGACUUUAGUUCAACUUUUUUUUGGAUUUACAUCCCUCCAAGCUUCUUUACUUGAUCCCAAUUCAAGCAACUCCUCAGCAACUUGCAAUGAGAUUGAGAGGAAAGCACUUCUUCGGUUCAAAGCAGGCCUUAAAGACCAUUCAGGCAGGCUUUCUUCAUGGUUUGGCAAAGAUUGUUGCACAUGGUCUGGUGUUGGUUGCAACAAGCUGACAGGUCAUGUCACAAAGCUCGACCUCAGAAAUCCUUAUGACCAUUCUUACCAACAAAGCGCAAGUGUUGUCGUGGCUUUUGAAUUGGCAAGGUUAAGUGGUAAGAUAAAUCCUUCACUCCUUGUUUUAAGUGCAUCCUUUGUUGGUUUGGUCCCUCAUCAACUUGGAAAUUCGUCAAACUUGAAAUGUCUUGAUCUUUAUUCUGAGCCACUAAAAGAUUCUCAAAACAUUUGGGUUUCUGAUUUGAGUUGGAUAAUUGGAUUUUCUUCAUUGAAGUACUUGAAUUUAGGAUAUGUGGAGCUUAGUUUGGCAUCAACAAGUUGGCUACUAGCUAUUAAUAUGCUUCCUUAUAUUAAAGAGUUGCAUUUGCCUACUCUAGAUCUAUCAUCUAAUGAAGUGAGUGGAGAAUUAGACAAAUUUGUGAGCAGUUUAUCUAAAUGUGGCAACAUUAGCUUGGAAAUGUUACACUUAUGGUCUAAUAAUUUGUCAAGCCAAAUACCUACACCAUUGGGACAUUUUAAGAAUUUGAAAUCUCUUCGCCUUCUAGAUAAUCCAAUCUCUAGUUCAAUUCCAGCAUUUAUUGGAAAUUUGUCAUGCAUAGAGGAAUUAUACAUCAACAACGGCAAGUUGAAUGGAGCCAUCCCUGAAAGUAUAGGACAGCUUAAAUAUUUGGUCGAAAUAUAUCUUGAAGGUAAUUGGAAUGGUGUCAUAUCUGAGGCUCAUUUCCUCCACCUAAAAAAUCUUAAGACCUUAUACUUAUUAUCUAGGAACAAGUCUCUAACAUUUGAUGUUAGAAGGGAUUGGGUUCCUCCUUUCAAUUUGGAGCUUAUCUUUAUCAAUUAUUGUGAAAUUGGUCCCAACUUUCCUACAUGGGUCAAGACACAAAGGAAACUGAGGUUUCUAAGUCUUGAGGAAGUGGAGAUCUUAGAUAGAAUACCUGAUUGGUUUUGGGAACAAACUCUACAGCUUCGAAACUUGCGGCUCUACAAUAACAAAGUAAGAGGAAGGCUUCCCAAAUCUCUAAAAUUUGCACCAGGUGCCUUUACUGUAAACCUAAGUUCUAACCUCUUUGAGGGUCCACUUCCACUUUGCUCAAGCAUCAGGAUUCUUUCUUUAAGAAACAACUCUUUUUCAGGACCGAUUCCAGAAAACAUUGGUCAAAAGAUGUGGAUGGUGGAAUACUUAGAUCUUUCUAAAAACUUUCUUAGUGGUACUAUUCCUUCUUCCAUAGGCAAGUUUAAAAAGUUGCAAGUUAUGUAUCUUUCAAACAACCUCCUUUCAGAAAAAAUCCCCUGGUGGAAACAUUUGACAACCUUUAGAGUCUUAGAUUUCUCUAAGAACAAUCUUUCUGGCAAUAUUUCUAGCUCAAUAUGUUCACAACUCAGGCUUCACAUAUUGAAACUGAGUGGUAACAAUCUUUCAGGGAAACUCACAACCUUACAAAACUGUAGUGGACUAUCAGAACUCGAUCUUGGAAAUAACCAAUUUUAUGGAAGAAUUCCAAAAUGGAUUGGAGCAAGGUUAUCAUCUUUAUCGAUAUUGAGCUUGAGAGGAAAUUUGUUUAAUGGAAACAUUCCUCAAAAUUUAUGUCAUCUUUUCGAUCUUCAUAUUUUGGAGCUUCGACAUAACAAUUUAUCAAGACAAAUCCCACCAUGUCUAGGCAAUCUAAGCAGGUUGAGUUACUUGGUCCCUUAUUCUCCUCAAGCACCUGGUUAUCAUCCUGUUUACUGGAAUGAAAUGGAGUUCAAUGUCAAAGGUAGAAUACUUGAAUUUUCCUUGAUACUCGAUCUCGUGAACAUCAUAGACCUAUCAAAGAAUAAUCUACAAGGAGAAAUCCCAAGGGAGAUAACAAAUUUCUCAACCUUAGAUACCUUGAAUUUGUCAUGGAACCAACUUACUGGAAACAUACCAGAGAAGAUAGGAAAUAUGCAAUGUUUGGAAACUCUUGACCUCUCAGGCAAUUAUCUUUUCGGCCCAAUUUUUUCAAGCAUGUUGGACAUAACAUCCUUGAACCAUUUGAAUUUGUCAUACAAUGACUUGUCUGGAUCAAUUCCAUCAACCAACCAAUUCCAAACCUUUAAUGACCCUUCUAUUUAUGAAGGCAACCCAAAACUUUGUGGAUACCCAUUGCCAAUAAUUUGCUCAACACCCAAGAAUGAUCAGCCUAAGAGUCAAAAGGACGAAAGCAAAGCUAAAUAUAUGGCUGAAGUGUUAUGGUUCUACUUCUAUUUAGGCAUGGCACCCGGAUUUUUUUUGGGGUUUUGGGCUGUUUUAUUUUUCUUUCAUCGUUAA